CUAAGACUCGUUUUUCUGCCUCUUUAUUUGGUGGCUUUGUCAAUAAACUUUCUUGGCUGCAAACUUCAGCGUCUCAGCGUUUUGGUUUGCAGCUCCUCCAGUAAAAGGACCCGAUUCCCUAACAGCAGCAGCCAAGCCGUUAACCUACAGACCCCUUAGUGGAGCUCCUUCAAUAGGUCGCCCUCAGCUUAUAAAGAGAAGAGUCAGUUUCCUGAGCAGCCAACGCAGGAGCCCGAGCGGAACCGGGCUCGCAGAGCACCUGUCCGAGGCUGCAGCAUCCGCGCCAACUUCCCAUGGCAUCUGGAGCCACCACGAUGGACCCCAUCUGUCUGGUAAAGAACCAGAACAAUCAUCUGACAGUAAAUCCCAAAGCUCUGAAGAUUCUUGGCGAGAUAUGUCAGCCUGUGGUGGUGGUGACCAUUGCAGGGCUGUAUCGGACAGGAAAAUCCUACCUGAUGAACCGCCUGGCAGGACAGAACCAUGGUUUCCGUCUGGGCUCUACAGUGCGAUCUGAAACCAAGGGCAUCUGGAUGUGGUGUGUCCCCCACCCCUCCAAGCCAGACCACAUCCUGGUCCUUCUGGACACCGAGGGCCUGGGUGAUGUGGAGAAGGGCGACUCCAAGAACGACUCGUGGAUCUUUGCCCUGGCCGUGCUUCUGAGCAGCGUCUUCGUCUACAACAGCAUGAACACCAUCAACCACCAGGCCCUGGAGCAGCUGCACUACGUGACUGAACUGACAAAACUCAUCAGGACAACGUCCUCUGCCAUCUCUGGUGAAGCAGAGGACUCAGCCAAGUUCGUGAGUUUCUUCCCAGACUUUGUUUGGACUGUUCGGGACUUCAUGCUGGAGCUAGAGUUAGAUGGAUACCCCAUCACCGAAGACGAGUACCUGGAGAAUGCCUUGAAGUUGAUUCCAGGCUGGAAUCCCAAUAUCCAAAAUUCCAACAUGCCCAGAGAGUGUAUCAGGAAGUUUUUUCCGAAACGGAAGUGCUUUGUCUUUGACCGGCCUACAAACAACAGACAGCAGUUGCUCCAUAUUGAAGAGCUGCCAGACGACCAACUGGAUAGGAAUUUCCUAGAGCAGUCAAAGAAUUUCUGUUCUUACAUCUUCGACCACGCAAAGACCAAGACCCUAAGUGACGGAAUCACUGUCACUGGGGGAGGGCUGGCAGCUCUGGUGGAGACAUACCUAGAAGCCAUCAACAGUGGAGAAGUUCCUUGUUUGGAGAACGCAGUGGUAACUCUGGCCCAACGCGAGAACGCAGCGGCCGUGCAGAAGGCAGCCGACCUCUACAGCGAUCGGAUGGCCCGGCUACUGAGCCUCCCCACAGACACGUUCCUGGAGCUGCUGGAGGUGCACGCGGCCUGCGAGAAGGAGGCCAUUGCGGUCUUCAUGGAGCGCUCCUUCAAGGAUGACAAGCAGGAGUUCCAGAAGAAGCUGGUGGUCCUGAUUGAGAAAAUAAAGGAAGAUUUUUUGCUGAAGAAUGAAGAUACAUCUCUGAAAUACUGUCAGGCUGAGCUUAAGAAGCUAUCGGAGCCCUUAAUGACAAGUAUUUCGAGAGGAACUUUCUUCGUCCCUGGAGGACACGGUCUCUACUUAAAUGCAAAGAACAAAGUUGAAGAGGACUAUAAGCUAGUGCCCAAGAAAGGAGUUAAGGCAACCGAGGUCCUCCAGAGCUUCCUACGGUCGCAGGAAGAAACAGAGGUGGCCAUCCUGCAGGCAGACAAAGCCCUCACUGAUGGAGACAAGGCCAUAGCAGUUGAGUGUGCCAAGACGCAGGCAGCAGAGAGGGAACAGGUGCUGCUAAGAGAGAAACAGAAAGAAGAGGAUCAAAAAAUGGAGGCGCAACAGAGAAGCCUCCAGGAAAACAUAGACCAACUGAAAGAGAAGAUGGAUAAGGAAAGAGAAAGCCAUCUGAGGCAGCAGGAAACGAUGCUGGAGCACAAGCUGAAGAUGCAAGAAGAACUACUUACAGAAGGAUUUAAAAAGGAAGCUGAAGAGUUAAAUAAAGAGAUAGAUGAACUCAAAGAAAGCAUCGAAGUAACUAAAAGUGGAGGCUCUUUAAAUGUUUCGCGCAUCCUUGACGUGGCUAGCAUUGCAUUAGUUGCAGUACUGCCUGGACCUUAUAAAGUUGUUGGUAUGGGAGUUAAACUUCUCAAUGAUGCUUUUAAAAAGACUGAUAAUUCUGUUUAAGCAUAUGCUGAAAGACUUCUUAGGUUGUAAGUGUGUAACACUGUAGCUCAUUUUUGAAAUAUGUAUGUCUUGGUAGUUUUGUUCCAGAAAAUUUUAAAACAUGAUUGGCAAAGAAUUACCACAGUGAUUACCAAAGUUAUUACGAGGGCCUGAUGCUCCAAAAACAAACCAUUUCAUUUGAAUUAAAAGAACCGGAAAACAGGCUGCACAAGAGUGAUUAAUUGUAGACAAUUUCAAGAAAAGCAAAAAAAACAAAAAACAAACCUCAAGAGAAGGAACAUUUGCAAAAUUUAUAAUAUGCAUAUUCAGAGAAGUCAUUUCCUUAAGCUGUAAUGAGCCUUUAUAAAUCAGUGAGGAAAGAGCAACCCAUUUUUUAAAUGGGCAAAAAUAUAAAAGAACAACAAAGUCUAACUUUAUGGAUUGGCGAUGAUGCACCAAGUCAAAUUAGAAGGGACCUGUGUCACUUCUCAGAUGGGCCAGAAAGAACUGUUGUGACAGGACACCGAGCAGGCAACAAUUCCUGGAAACUAGCAGUCUGUUGACACUGGCUAGGAAAGUACAAAUUGGUGCAACUCUGUGCCAAAAUGUACAUGCAAAUCCUGUUGAUCUAGCAAGUCCUCGCCUAGGAACUUAUCUUACAGAUUUAUUUACCCAAGUGGAAAGUGGCCUAUGUAAGAGUAUAUUUGUUACGGGAUUGUUGUGAUUCUAAAGGACUGGAAAGAGCUUUCAAGUCCCUCUGUCACAUUCUGGUACAAUAAACCCUGAGACACACUUUUUGGUGGUUGUUGGCCACGCCCACGGCAUACGGAAAUUCCCAGGCCAGGGAUCAAACCUGUGCCACAGCAGUGACAACGUGGGAUUCCUAACCUGCUGAGCCUCACCCCCACUCCCACCCCAGGAGAGCCCUGAAACACACUUUAAAAGCAUGUUCUACAGUCACUCAAAUGAAAGGGGAAACCCUCCGUGCUAACUAUGCGAAAAUCCCUUGGGUGUACCAAAAGCGAAGAAAAAUAAAUAUGCAGAAAAUAUG
Molecule: messenger RNA, 3225 nt
Organism: Sus scrofa (pig)
Lineage: Eukaryota; Metazoa; Chordata; Mammalia; Artiodactyla; Suidae
Product: guanylate-binding protein 7
Molecular function (GO): GTPase activity; GTP binding
Source: RefSeq, a predicted model, not a curated record